Messenger RNA from Drepanopeziza brunnea f. sp. 'multigermtubi' MB_m1, 1203 nucleotides. NCBI's taxonomy places the organism in Eukaryota, Fungi, Ascomycota, Leotiomycetes, Helotiales, Drepanopezizaceae. The record is from RefSeq and is a predicted model, not a curated record.
AUGCCCGUACUGGAGGAGAUAGAGAAGGCCGACAGCGUCCGAGAUCCCUCACCAGUUCCUGAGAAUCCCCUUCCCUUGGAAGACGACGACCCGUCUUUGGAUCCUCAGAACUGGCCGCAAGCUCGCAAGAUACUCAUUCUGGCCGUCGCGUUCAACCUCGUGGAAGAUUGUAACGGCUUCAGAGUCCUUGCCGUGUCUAUCUACUUGGUAGGUUACGCCAUCGGCAACACUGUGCUUGCACCCUUGAGCGAGCAUUAUGGCAGCAGACCGGUCACCUUGUGGGUAGCUCUGUUUAACUGGCGCUUGUCGUUUUGGAUACGGCUCGCUCAUGGCGGCGUUUUCUUUUUGGCAGCACUCUGGCUCAUCCCGGAGACAAAUCAUCUUGUGAUUUUAGAUUGGCGGGCCAAAGAGAUCCGAAAAGAAAAUUGCACGUCUAUCCCGCGUGGGCCCUCUGAGGACAAAGAGAUUGCUCUGGGCGAGAUGGUAACUAAGGUGCCGAUCCGGCCGUUGAUCAUGCUCUGCAGAGAACCCCUCGUCUUCCUUUCUUGCCUAUAUAUCGCAUUUCAAUAUAGGAUCUUCUAUAUAUUUCUCCAAUCUUAUCCUCUAAUAUUCAUAGGCGUAUACGACUUCAACACAGGCGAAGAAGGUCUCAUUCUCCUCAGCUUUGGCAUCGGCGUGCUCCUAACUGUACCAGCGCAGUACGUCUUCGAGACCUACUACGAGCGUGCUUCACGGCAAGACAGAGCCUGGACCAGGCAUCACGGCGCAAAGCGCUUCCCACUAGCCUGCAUUGCUGGACCAUUCAUCGUGCUGAGCCUCUUGUGGAGUGCUUGGACAUCGCGCGCCACAGUCCACUGGAUCGUACCCGCCCUGUCUGGGAUCUCGUACGGGCUGGGAUAUAUCUUGACGAUCAGCUUCCUCCUGAACUACUUGGUGGACAACUAUGCAUCAUUCGCCUCAUCGGCAAAUGCAGCGUCGAUCCUUACACGGCAGUUCGUGAGAGCUGGGCUUCCGUUUGCCGCUGUGCCGAUGUACACCAGACUCAGCAUCUCGUGGGCCAGUAGUCUUCUUGGACUUGUUGCGGCUGUGAUGGGUCUUAUCCCGUUUUUGUUUUGGGCGUAUGGAGAAAAAAUAUUAGCGAGGAGCAAAUGGGCCCUGGAAUUAGCCAAAACGGAAGAAGUGGACGAAGCAGAGACGAAGUAA